UCAAUAGUUGCUUCCAAAAAAUGCCUAAAAUAGCCUUCGGCCGCUUCGAUGAUUCCUUCAGUUUGGCCUCCUUCAAGGCCUACCUUGCUGAGUUCCACUCCACCAUACUCUUCGUCUUUGCUGGAGUCGGUUCAGUCAUGGCUUACAACAAGUUGACAUCAGACGCUGCUCUUGACCCGGCGGGGCUGGUGGCGGUUGCUGUUGCCCAUGGUUUCGCUCUCUUUGUUGCAGUCGCUAUUAGCGCCAACAUCUCCGGUGGCCAUGUUAACCCUGCGGUGACCUUCGGGCUGGUUGUUGGUGGUCAGAUCACCAUUCUCACUGGCAUCUUGUACUGGAUUGCCCAGCUUGUUGGCUCCAUUCUUGCAUGUUUCCUACUCAAACUUGUCACAGGAGGCUUGACGACUCCCGUCCAUAGUCUUGGAGCUGGGGUUGGAGUCAUUGAUGCUAUUGUCUUCGAGAUCGUGAUCACUUUCGCUCUGGUCUACACCGUCUAUGCAACGGCGGUUGACCCGAAGAAGGGCUCACUGGGCAUCAUUGCACCCAUUGCCAUAGGUCUUGUUGUAGGUGCAAACAUCCUGGCUGCAGGCCCAUUCUCCGGUGGAUCAAUGAACCCCGCCCGCUCCUUCGGCCCCGCCGUCGUCAGCGGCGACUUCAAGGACAACUGGAUCUACUGGGUGGGACCCCUAAUUGGAGGUGGCAUGGGAGGAUCUGUCUAUGCAAUUAUGUACAUGGGCUCUGAUCAUCAACCACUAGCGUCCAGCGAAUUCUAAGCUGAGUUUUUUUCAGGAACUCAAUUGUUUGUUGUUGUCUCAACCCAUUUCCCUUUGAAAUA
This is a messenger RNA of Vitis vinifera (wine grape), 832 nucleotides long. It is a transcript of the gene TIP2;1, whose product is annotated as aquaporin TIP2;1. Gene Ontology annotation, molecular function: water channel activity. Gene Ontology annotation, biological process: transmembrane transport; water transport. NCBI's taxonomy places the organism in Eukaryota, Viridiplantae, Streptophyta, Magnoliopsida, Vitales, Vitaceae. Gene Ontology annotation, cellular component: membrane. The record is from RefSeq and is marked provisional.